CGGGAAUUGCCAGAUUAUGUUGGUAUUGGGUCGAAUCUUAUCUCUAAGAGUCAAACGUUAAUCAUGCUUUCUUCAUCAUCUUCCAAACCACCGACGCAGCAACUGCUACAGUCUGCAGACCUCAUUUCACAGGGCGCUGAAGCUAAAGUUUAUAAAGCAUAUUUGCGUCAAGUUUCGACAUCGUGUCUUGGCCCUGAUCACGGUGCAGUUCUUGAGGCGCUGGAGCCGGUUCUCUUGAAGUACCGGUUCCACAAGCACUACCGCCACCCGUCACUUGAUGCAUCACUCACCCGGCAACGCAUAGCCGGUGAAGCCCGCGCGUUGAUGAGAUGUAUGCGGUCCGGUGUUGCUGUACCCGGAAUCAGGAUGGUGGAUGUGAACGAAGGUGUACUGGGUAUUGAGUGGAUAGAUGGCAAGAGCGUGCGUCAACUUCUACCCGGUGGAGCUGAACUCGAGGACAUCAGCGAGCUUGAAGAGGCGGAUGAGAUGGAUGAAAUCCAUGAAAAUGGCGCUGCAGACCCAAUCGCUGAUUAUGGAGUUUCUCGAGAUGCCCUGAUGGUUAUGAUCGGUGUUGAGAUCGCAAAGAUGCACUUGGCCGACAUAAUCCAUGGUGAUCUGACGACCUCGAACAUGAUGUUGAGGAAACAAACAAAUGAUUUGGUUCUUAUAGAUUUUGGACUCGCCUAUCAUUCUACUCUCGUAGAGGAUAAGGCUGUAGACCUUUAUGUCCUGGAACGCGCCUUUGCCUCAACUCAUCCUGACUCAGAGCCACUGUUUGCAGGUGUGUUGAGCGCGUAUGAGAAGCGCAUGCGCAAACAUUGGCUGCCAAUUAAAAAGAGAUUAGAUGAUGUGCGACUGAGAGGCAGGAAACGGAGUAUGGUUGGUUAGCAUACAUACUGGACUGUCUCAAAAAUGUGUGGGUGAGUUCAAAUAAAGGCUAAUAGCUCUUUGAUGUGCUAGAUCGGACCAAGGUGAUUAUUCACCAGUCCUGUCAGGUUUGAUUCGUGUUUGAACACGAGCACGUCUUUUGGGGCUGAA
Molecule: messenger RNA, 1038 nt
Organism: Suillus discolor
Lineage: Eukaryota; Fungi; Basidiomycota; Agaricomycetes; Boletales; Suillaceae
Product: kinase-like domain-containing protein
Exons: 6
Coding region: 64-888 (274 amino acids)
Biological process (GO): protein phosphorylation
Cellular component (GO): nucleus; cytosol; EKC/KEOPS complex
Molecular function (GO): protein serine/threonine kinase activity; ATP binding
Source: RefSeq, a predicted model, not a curated record